Lycium ferocissimum is the source of this 1205-nucleotide messenger RNA. Its product is annotated as arabinogalactan O-methyltransferase 1-like. Gene Ontology annotation, biological process: xylan biosynthetic process. The record is from RefSeq and is a predicted model, not a curated record. The coding region runs from base 247 to 1113 and encodes 288 amino acids. NCBI's taxonomy places the organism in Eukaryota, Viridiplantae, Streptophyta, Magnoliopsida, Solanales, Solanaceae. The transcript is spliced from 3 exons.
UGAUCUUUGAAGACUCUUUGUGAGAGGUUUCAGGAUAGAUCCCUAUGUUCUUUUGUGAACAAUUAUUGGUUGCUGCAAGAGAAUACAAUCGGCAUAACUCAAAGUGCUUCAACAGCCAAAAGUAAUCUCUUAAUAGAGGUUUCCCAAGCUAAGAUCGUGAUUCAUGACGUAAACAAGUUUCAUACUUCAAAUCACACCUUCUUCAUCAGAGAUUAUCAAAUUCAUCCAAAUCCAUCCUUUAAAAACAUGCAAAAACAGAGUCAUAGCCAUUUCAAGCCAGAGAAAUCAUGGUGCCUUGUCAUAGCAUUAGUAGGUUUAAUAGGAGGUGCACUUUUCAUUUCCUUGUUCCUCAAAACAUCAAACAAUUGGAUCCUUUGCAACAACAAUAAAGCUCCAAGCAUAGGGAAAUUUCUUGAUGAUGGCAAGAACUCGAUUAAUCCGCAACAACUCCAGCUUGAUGCCAUUCUACACUACGCCACAUCGCGAGUGAUACCUCAACAAAACAUCGACGAAAUCAGGGUAUCUUUCGAUGUCCUGAAAAAGAAAACUCCUUGUAAUUUCCUUGUAUUUGGCCUAGGUCAUGAUUCUCAAAUGUGGGCAUCAUUUAAUUCUCGUGGUAACACAUUGUUCCUAGAGGAAGAUCCAAAAUGGGUCAAGACCAUACUAAAAGAUGCACCUUUUCUUCAUGCUGAGACCGUGAAAUAUCGUACAAAGUUAUCGGAGGCAGAUGAGUUAGUGGAACAUUUCCAUAAAGAACCAGAUUGUUCAGCCAAAAAAUCAUUUUUACGUGGCAAUCAUGGCUGUAGAUUAGCAUUAGAUAUGUUACCAGAUGAAGUAUACAAUAAAGAAUGGGAUGUGAUUAUGAUCGACGCACCAAGAGGCUAUUUUGCAGAAGCACCAGGAAGAAUGGCAGCUAUUUAUUCGGCAGCUGUUAUGGCAAGAAAUAGGAAAGGAAAAGGUGUAACACAUGUAUUUUUACAUGAUGUGGAUCGUAAGGUAGAGAAGAUUUAUGCUGAACUUUUCUUGUGUAGGAAAAAUUUGGUCAAAGGGGUAGGAAGAAUUUGGCAUUUUGAGAUUCCUCCAGCUUCUAAUGUGGGUAAUAAUUUUUGCUAGAAUGAAUGGGUUAUCUUACAGUUUUCUUUAGUUUCUUUCCAUUUCCAAUGUAAUUUAAAUUCCCCUUUUAAAUAAUCGCUUUUCUUUUCUUA